Sitophilus oryzae (rice weevil) is the source of this 1770-nucleotide messenger RNA. Its product is annotated as protein cortex-like. Gene Ontology annotation, cellular component: anaphase-promoting complex. Gene Ontology annotation, molecular function: anaphase-promoting complex binding; protein binding; ubiquitin ligase activator activity. The record is from RefSeq and is a predicted model, not a curated record. Gene Ontology annotation, biological process: positive regulation of anaphase-promoting complex-dependent catabolic process; anaphase-promoting complex-dependent catabolic process; positive regulation of ubiquitin protein ligase activity. The coding region runs from base 63 to 1424 and encodes 453 amino acids. Lineage: Eukaryota; Metazoa; Arthropoda; Insecta; Coleoptera; Curculionidae. The transcript has 8 exons.
UGCAGUAUGUGAAUUUGCUUAGUAUCUAUCUUGGUGCUGAACAGAAAUUGUCGGUUGUUAUUAUGAGUACUUAUCGCAAUAAAUAUACGGUGGAUAGAUAUAUUCCUAACAGAGCAUACAUAAACUCUGAAUUUGCUCAGUACAAUUAUUUGGCUCGUUCUAAUGAAUGCCUAUCCUCCACUCUUAUAGAGCAGAGACUACUAAAUGAACCUUUUAUCAAUACAGCGAAAUAUGCAAAUGUCGUUACUAACUACAGAAAACAAUUACAACAUGCGCUGUUCGAGACUCCUCAUUCAAGUAAAAAGAAAAGUCACAAGAUUAUUCCAGAAAGAGACACAUGGCCUGUAGUAGCGAGAAAAAAACCUUUAAUAGAAAGACCAGUUACUAUUUUAGAUAUGCCUGAUAUCAGUACAACAAUAUACCAUCACGUAAUAGACUGGGGUAAACAUGGCCGACUGGCUACGAUUUUUCACGAAGAAGUACACCUUUGGCCUUCACUGGAUAAUCAGCCGACCAAAACCGAUACUGGCGGUACUAUUCUGGAAUGCGUAAAAUGGAAUCGAUCGGGCACCAAGUUUGCCGUAUCCAGAACCAUAUCCGGGCUCAGUAUCAUGGAUGGCGAAACUUUAAAAUUGGUUGCAAGUUACCCUUGUAAAUGUCCGAUGGAAUGCCACAUAACGAGUAUAGCUUGGACUGAAAAGGAUAAUGUCAUAGCGGGUUGCUCGAGAGGUUGUAUCUCGAUAAUCAGCAAAAAUAGUCCUACGGUGGUGUACUGUCGUCCCAAUAUUUUGCGCGACGAAAUUAUCGACAUAAAGUUAUCGUGUAACGAUAACUACUUGGUUUUAAGAGGAAUGAAAGGAACUUGCGCCAUUUUUAAAAUGCCAGUUGAAGAAGCAAAAGAUCCCUGGUUGACAUUUAAUAAGAAUCGGGGUUUUAUAAAAACAACGGCUUGGCAUCCAUGGAAAGAAUCUAUAUUGGUAGUGGGAGAUUUACAAAACAGCAUUACAAUAUGGAAUGUAAACAGUGAAAAACUGAUAGACCGUGCUAAUCCGAGACCUUUAUUCAAAGAGCCUUACACUUUGGAUUGUCUUACUUUCAACCCACUUUCAGCAGAACUGUUGGUGAGCUUCUACUGUGAAGAUGCAGAUCAGGAUUCCAGUUUGGGAUACAAUUUCUUAUCAAUUUUUAGCAAUAUUCAAACUAUAGUAGACGAAGUGAAAUUUCAUAAUGCCAGAGUACCGUUUGCUUUAUGGGACGGUACUGGCACAAAGUUAGCUACUGCCAGCGCCGAUGAAAAUUUAGCAAUUUGGAAUUUUUAUGGUGACCAAAGUUCCGAGUUCCAAUCGUUGAGACCAAAGAAGAAGGAAAAGAGCAUUUUUGAUAUAUUCGAAAGCGAGAAAAAAUUUAAAAUAUCCCUGAGAUAGAUUUUUUGUUGUAAAGAUAGAGUUUUUGUUUUUGUUGUUUGUGUUUUCUUUUAUUUAUUUUACUAAUUGUUAAAUGUUGAAAUACCUAUAUCUAUUUAUUUUUUUAUUAAUAUAUUAUUUAAUAAGAUAUUAUAUAAAUAAAACAUUUUCUUAUUAUAAUGUACUAGCAAUUUGGGACUUUUUUGGUGACAAAACUUCCGAGUUCCAAUCGUUGAGGCCAAAGAAGAAGGUAAAGAGCAUUUUUGAUAUAUUCGAAAGCGAGAAAAAAUUUAAAAUAUGCCUGAGAUAGAUUUUUUGUUGUUGUUUGUGUUUUCUUUUAUUUAUUUUACUAAUUGUUAAAUAUUGA